Molecule: messenger RNA, 463 nt
Organism: Camarhynchus parvulus
Lineage: Eukaryota; Metazoa; Chordata; Aves; Passeriformes; Thraupidae
Gene: RPL36A
Product: ribosomal protein L36a
Exons: 5
Coding region: 95-415 (106 amino acids)
Biological process (GO): translation
Cellular component (GO): ribosome; cytosolic large ribosomal subunit
Molecular function (GO): structural constituent of ribosome
Source: RefSeq, a predicted model, not a curated record
CCUGCGCGCCCCUGCACGCUCCUCUCUAUGGUUCCCAGCUCACAUUCACUUCCGCUUCCGGUCAUUGCCUCCUUUCCCGGCCGCCGCCGCCAAAAUGGUGAACGUGCCGAAAACCCGCCGGACCUACUGCAAGAAAUGCGGGAAGCACCAGCCGCACAAGGUCACGCAGUACAAGAAGGGGAAGGACUCGCUCUACGCGCAGGGAAAAAGGCGCUAUGAUCGGAAGCAGAGCGGAUACGGGGGCCAGACCAAGCCCAUCUUCCGUAAAAAGGCCAAGACCACCAAGAAGAUUGUGCUGAGGCUGGAGUGUGUGGAACCCAACUGCAGGUCCAAGAGGAUGCUGGCAAUUAAGAGGUGCAAGCACUUUGAGCUGGGAGGAGACAAGAAGAGAAAGGGCCAGGUGAUCCAGUUCUGAGCAUCGUCCUGCUCAUCGUUAUGGACCGUAUUAAAGUAAUUAGAUUGA